Molecule: messenger RNA, 1945 nt
Organism: Lathyrus oleraceus (garden pea)
Lineage: Eukaryota; Viridiplantae; Streptophyta; Magnoliopsida; Fabales; Fabaceae
Product: UDP-glycosyltransferase 92A1
Exons: 1
Coding region: 311-1789 (492 amino acids)
Molecular function (GO): UDP-glucosyltransferase activity
Source: RefSeq, a predicted model, not a curated record
UCAAAGUCAGAAAAUUUUACUAUUCAUAACAAAUCCAUAGCAAAAUCAUAAGUUUAGUCAAAUUUUCAUUAAAAUAUUAAAAUUUAAUUGGAGUUUUAAUUCUCAAAUCUCACCUACUCCCAAAAUUUAUUUCAUCAUAAAACAUUUUAAUUUUAAUUUUAAUUCUUACCUCAAAAAACUCACCUAAAAAGUGAUUAUGAACCUUGAAGUAGACCAAAACAUAGCCCAAAUUAAAAGCUACCAGAUCUUCAAUUCUAGACAACAGAACUAGACUAAUCACUGUCAGAAAAACACACGACCAACAACAACCAUGGCAGAAGAAAAACAAUCAAUAGUGCUAUUCCCAUUCAUGGCACAAGGUCACAUAAUCCCUUUCUUAGCCUUAGCCCUUAACCUCGAACAAAAAUCCAAAAACUACAACAUCACCAUAAUCAACACUCCUCUCAACAUUCAAAAACUUCAACCCUCUCUUCCACCACAUUCCUCCAUCAAACUCCUCACCAUCCCUUUCAUCUCUUCCGACCAUAACCUCCCACCUAACAUAGAAAACACCGACACUGUCCCUUAUAACCUCGUCAUCAAACUGAUCCAAGCUUCUCUUUCCCUCAAAUCACCCUUCAAAAACAUCAUUAAAAACAUCCUCAACCAACAACAUAAAAUCUGCAUAAUUUCUGAUAUAUUCUUCGGUUGGACUUCAACCGUCGCUAAAGAACUCGGUGUUUUUCAUGUUAUUUUCAGUGGUUGCAGUGGCUAUGGUUUGGCUUGUUAUUAUUCUCUAUGGAUGAAUCUCCCUCACCGCUUCACAGACUCGGAUGAUUUUCCUUUAACUGAUUUUCCAGAAGCGCGUUUGAUUCAAAGAAAUCAAUUACCGAACAAUAUUUCACAAGCGGAUGGAUUCGACGAUUGGUCGGUUUUUCAACGGAAGAAUCUCUCUGACUGGGUCAACUCGGAUGGAAUUUUGUUCAACACGGUUUCAGAAUUCGACUCGGUUGGACUAAACUACUUCACCCGGAAACUCAAAAUUCCGGUGUGGCCGAUCGGACCGGUUGUUCUUUCCGGUUCACGAGGGAAAGGAAGUGAAAUAAGCCCUAGUUUUUACAAAGAAUGGCUCGAUUCGAAGCCAUUGAAUUCGGUUCUGUUCGUUUGUUUUGGAUCUAUGAACACGAUUUCGUCUGAACAAAUGAUGCAACUUGGAAUCGCGUUGGAGAAAAGUGGAAAAAAUUUCAUCUGGGUAGUGAGGCCACCGAUUGGAUUUGACAUAAACUCAGAAUUCAAGCCUCAAGAGUGGUUACCAUCAGGGUUCAUGGAGAAGAUUCUAGAAACAAAGAAGGGUAUAAUAGUAAAUAACUGGGCUCCUCAGGUUGAGAUUCUGUCACAUGGGUCAGUUUCUGCGUUUUUGAGUCAUUGUGGUUGGAACUCGGUGUUGGAAUCGUUGAGUCAUGGUGUACCGAUUCUUGGGUGGCCUAUGGCAGCUGAACAGUUUUUUAACUGUAAGUUGUUGGAAGAAGAGAUUGGUGUUUGUGUUGAGGUUGCUAGAGGGAAGAGCUGUGAGGUGAAGAAUGAAGAAAUUGUUGAUAAAAUUGAGUUGGUUAUGAGUGAGUGUAGUGAAAAAGGGUUGAAGAUUAGAGAGAAUGCUUGUAAGGUUAGGGAGACGAUAAUGAAUGCUUUGAGAGAUGAAAAUGGUGAUGGGUUUAAGGGUUCAUCUGUUAGGGGUAUUGAUGAGUUUUUAGCAGCUGCUGGGAAGAGCAAUAAGGGGAUAGUGAAUGAGUCAUUUGUGUUUGGAGAUUAGAAAUUUGAGUAAUAUGUGACUAUUGUUAGUUGAAUUUUAAUCUAUUUUCAUGAAAAUUGUGAUGUGUCCGUGUGUGCAGUGAAAUUAAAUGAUUGUUUUUUUAAUGUAGUUUUGUUCUGUUUAGUACUGUAAUGAUAUGCAAGGGUUUUACUAUUA